Messenger RNA from Phragmites australis (common reed), 309 nucleotides. RefSeq lists its product as uncharacterized. Gene Ontology annotation, cellular component: ribosome. Gene Ontology annotation, biological process: translation. Bases 1 to 309 code for a protein of 102 amino acids. Gene Ontology annotation, molecular function: structural constituent of ribosome; 5S rRNA binding. Lineage: Eukaryota; Viridiplantae; Streptophyta; Magnoliopsida; Poales; Poaceae. The record is from RefSeq and is a predicted model, not a curated record. The transcript has a single exon.
AUGGUGAUCCCUCCACCAGAAAGGGUAGCUAGAGUCACCCGUUUUCUCAAGCCCUUCCUGUUGAGGAUGCAUUUCACAAACAAAUAUGUAUCUGCUCAGGUCAUCCAUACCCUGACAGCGACAGUUGCAUGUUCAGCAAGCUCGCAGGGGAAUCUGCUGAGACCAAACAUGGAGUUGACCAGUGAUGUUGCAGCUGUUGCGAAGAUUGAGAAGUUUUUCGGCGAGCGCCUGCUGGUCAAGGGAAUACCUGCGGUGUCCAUCCACAUGAAGAGAGAACAGAAGUACCAUGGGAAAGUCAAGGCUUUAUAG